CUUUUUAUUAUUAUUUUUAUAUCUUACCCUGGUUUGUUUCAGUGAGAUAAGGACUUCUCAAAAUAUCUUUGUGUCUUCUGUUUACUCUAACUCUGACAGAAAUGCCAGGCCAGGGGUCUACGAUUCGCAAAUGUGUACUUUGCCAUAAACAAAUUAAUGUGGCUUGUAAAACCUGCAAAUCUUGCCAGGGAUAGCAACCACAUAAAUUGAGGCUUAGAAAAAAACUUGACAAGUUCUAUCAGAAACGAGAGAGCUGGGUGCAUGCCCAGACAAAAAACAGGACCACCUCUCAUUUACAGGAUGAAGCGUAUAUGUUGCUAGAAAAACUGCAGGCCCUGGGAAAAAGGGCUAUUGUAUUGCUCUCAAAGCCCAGAAGAAGACCAAAUGAAUGGGUGUCUGAGGUUUUGGCACCCCGUUGUAAGCUGGCAGAGACAUCACAUAAACGCCUAGAAAGAAUAAAGGACCUAGGUUAAAGGGACAGUCACAUUGUACUCUUCAUUAUAUUGUGGCGAUUGCAUGUUCAAAGGCUGGACUGCACAAGGUGCUGCUGAACAAUUCAGUGAACCCUCAUCAGCCCAGGUUGAACCCCCCACUGGACCACCAAUGGUCGCUCCAGAUCCACAGGUAGCAGUGGCCAAGCUUCAUUGCCCAGCAACAACCUCUGAACCACCAAUUGUCGCUCCAGAUCCACAGGUAGAAGUGGCCAAACGUCAUCCUUCAGCAGCUAACACUGGACCACCAAUGGUUGUUCCAGAUGCACAGGUAGAAGUGGCCAAACAUCAUCCUUCAGCAGCUAACACUGGACCACCAAUGGUCGCUCCAGAUGCACAGGUAGAAGUGGCCAAACGUCAUCCUUCAGCAGCUAACACUGGACCAACAAUGGUCGCUCCAGAUCCACAGGUAGAAAUAGCCAAACGUCAUCCUUCAGCAGCUAACACUGGACCACCAAUGGUCGCUCCAGAUCCACAGGUAGCAGUGGCCAAACGUCAUCCUUCAGCAGCUAACACUGGACCACCAAUGGUCGCUCCAGAUCCACAGGUAGAAGUGGCCAAACGUCAUCCUUCAGCAGCUAACACUGGACCACCAAUGGUCGUUCCAGAUCCACAGGUAGAAGUGGCCAAACGUCAUCCUUCAGCAGCUAACACUGGACCACCAAUGGUUGUUCCAGACCCACAGGUAAAAGUGGCCAAACAUCAUCCUUCAGCAGCUAACACUGGACCACCAAUGGUCGCUCCAGAUGCACAGGUAGAAGUGGCCAAACGUCAUCCUUCAGCAGCUAACACUGGACCACCAAUGGUCGCUCCAGAUGCACAGGUAGAAGUGGCCAAACGUCAUCCUUCAGCAGCUAACACUGGACCACCAAUGGUCGCUCCAGAUCCACAGGUAGAAAUAGCCAAACGUCAUCCUUCAGCAGCUAACACUGGACCACCAAUGGUCGCUCCAGAUCCACAGGUAGAAAUAGCCAAACGUCAUCCUUCAGCAGCUAACACUGGACCACCAAUGGUCGCUCCAGAUCCACAGGUAGCAGUGGCCAAACGUCAUCCUUCAGCAGCUAACACUGGACCACCAAUGGUCGUUCCAGACCCACAGGUAGAAGUGGCCAAACGUCUUCCUUCAGCAGCUAACACUGGACCACCAAUGGUCGCUCCAGACCCACAGGUAGAAGUGGCCAAACGUCUUCCUUCAGCAGCUAACACUGGACCACCAAUGGUCCCUCCAGACCCACAGGUAGAAGUGGCCAAACGUCUUCCUUCAGCAGCUAACACUGGACCACCAAUGGUCCCUCCAGAUGCACAGGUAGAAGUGGCCAAACGUCAUCCUUCAGCAGCUAACACUGGACCACCAAUGGUCGCUCCAGAUCCACAGGUAGAAGUGGCCAAACGUCAUCCUUCAGCAGCUAACACUGGACCACCAAUGGUCGCUCCAGAUCCACAGGUAGAAAUAGCCAAACGUCAUCCUUCAGCAGCUAACACUGGACCACCAAUGGUCGCUCCAGAUCCACAGGUAGAAAUAGCCAAACGUCAUCCUUCAGCAGCUAACACUGGACCACCAAUGGUCGCUCCAGACCCACAGGUAGAAGUGGCCAAACGUCUUCCUUCAGCAGCUAACACUGGACCACCAAUGGUCGCUCCAGACCCACAGGUAGAAGUGGCCAAACGUCUUCCUUCAGCAGCUAACACUGGACCACCAAUGGUCCCUCCAGACCCACAGGUAGAAGUGGCCAAACGUCAUCCUUCAGCAGCUAACACUGGACCACCAAUGGUCGCUCCAGACCCACACGUAGCAGUGGCCAAACGUCAUCCUUCAGCAGCUAACACUGGACCACCAAUGGUCGCUCCAGAUCCACAGGUAGAAAUAGCCAAACGUCAUCCUUCAGCAGCUAACACUGGACCACCAAUGGUCGCUCCAGAUCCACAGGUAGCAGUGGCCAAACGUCAUCCUUCAGCAGCUAACACUGGACCACCAAUGGUUGUUCCAGACCCACAGGUAGAAGUGGCCAAACGUCUUCCUUCAGCAGCUAACACUGGACCACCAAUGGUCGCUCCAGAUCCACAGGUAAAAGUGGCCAAACGUCAUCCUUCAGCAGCUAACACUGGACCACCAAUGGUCGCUCCAGAUCCACAGGUAGCAGUGGCCAAACGUCAUCCUUCAGCAGCUAACACUGGACCACCAAUGAUCACUCCAGACCCACAGGUAGAAGUGGCCAAACGUCAUCCUUCAGCAGCUAACACUGGACCACCAAUGGUCGCUCCAGAUCCACAGGUAAAAGUGGCCAAACGUCAUUGCUCAGCAGCUACCACUGGACCACCAUCAGCUCUUAUUGCUAAAGAUGAAGGUGUGGAAAAAGGAGGCUGUCCAGUUACCACUACAGUGCAGCCACAUAAAAGGAAAGUCGAAAGAAGUGGCCAUUGGAGUGGGUGGCAGAUGUAGACACUGUUUAGUUUUAAUUUCCACAGGUUCCCAAUGUGCUGGAUUCCUCUUUAUUUUAUUUCUAUAUUUAUUUUCUUCUGUUGUAAUAAUAAAUAAAUUUUUUUUUUGUUCCAUACAUGAGUUGUUAACACUUUUGAGUGAAUUUAUGAGUUUUCAUUAUACUGUUUCUGUACUUUCUUUAAUCUUUUUAUUUUUAUUUUUUAUCUUUAUUCUCAGACACACUGUUUAUUUUAUAGUCUACUUAGUUCUUUGAGCAUCCAAAACAACAUAAAAUGUAUCUGGGAGUUUGUUCAGAGAAUGGUCUCAUAAAAUAAAUAAAUAACAUAUUCAUAGUGGUUGAUCCUUAACUUGUCUUUAUGUAUCACAUACUUUGUAUACAAAUUUCAUCUAUAUCCAGCUAUGGAAAUGCCUUGGCAUUUAGCUCCUUGAUUAAUAAAUGACAACCUGUUACGACAAAGCUUUAUACAAAGCUUUUUUACAUUGGA
Molecule: messenger RNA, 3416 nt
Organism: Carassius auratus (goldfish)
Lineage: Eukaryota; Metazoa; Chordata; Actinopteri; Cypriniformes; Cyprinidae
Product: nascent polypeptide-associated complex subunit alpha, muscle-specific form-like
Exons: 5
Coding region: 517-2931 (804 amino acids)
Source: RefSeq, a predicted model, not a curated record